Molecule: messenger RNA, 672 nt
Organism: Engraulis encrasicolus (European anchovy)
Lineage: Eukaryota; Metazoa; Chordata; Actinopteri; Clupeiformes; Engraulidae
Product: C-type lectin domain family 4 member E-like
Exons: 5
Coding region: 55-672 (205 amino acids)
Molecular function (GO): signaling receptor activity
Source: RefSeq, a predicted model, not a curated record
GCAUUCAUAGCAAGUCACCUAGAUAUGAGUAUACUGCCCAUAUUAGAUUAACAAAUGAAUGCUGUAUUGCAUCUCACAGAAGAGAAAAAUACUUGCGAUGUUGAGUAUGCUGCUGUGACUUUCAGAAGAAAUGAAACCCCGAACCACAAGCGACUUCCAAGAGCUGGUCUAUGGAUAGCUGGUGUCCUUGUCGUCCUAUUAUGUGUGGGCGUGGGCCUGUGCUUAUUGUUUCUAGGCCCCUCUGCUGAGCGAUGCUCUAUGGCCUGGGACAUUUAUGGAGGGAAAUGCUACUUCCUAUCCCAUGAUAAGUUCAACUGGACUGCCAGCAGAGACAAGUGUGUAUCAAUGGGUGGACACCUGGUCAUCAUAGAGAGUCGAGAGGAACAGAUGUACGUCAAACAUAAAUUAAAUGGUACAGAGGAUGACUUCUGGAUCGGAUUGACAGACUCUGAGAGAGAGGGCCAGUGGAAAUGGGUGGACAACUCUGACCUCAAAAACAUCACGUUCUGGCACCGUGGACAGCCAAACAACUCUAGUGGCUUCAGCAACAUCACAUACGUCGAUGGAGAGGAUUGUGCUAUAAUGAGAUAUGUGAAGAAUACAGAACUCAACUGGUUUGAUCAGUAUUGUGCUCAACUGAACAAGAUGAUAUGCGAAGCCAAGUCAGGGUAG